CAUCACGAUCCACCCAAACCCGAGCUCCGGCCAAAAAAUCCCCUCCCGUCAAAUCCUCGAGAGCCGAGAUGCUCUCCUCCCGCAGUAGCGCCGCUUCUCCCGCGCUCUUCCGCUGUGGACCAUGCUUCUGUCACCUUCAGCCCCAUGGCCGCGCAUCAAGCCCGUGCGCCUGAAUCGCCCCCCGCAGUGCAAAGACCGGCUCUCUCUGCACCGUGGCCGGCGGCCCAGGGCCCAACGGCGGCUCGGCGUGUGCAUGGCUGAGAUGGCCAGGAUUGGGAGCGGGUCAUCGCGGGAGGCGGGGGUGUCUGACGGGGAGAGCGAUCCGAUUCUGCGAGCUGAGUUGCCUGGCCCGGGGCGGGAGGCUGUGAGCUGGUGGACACCCGUCGAGGCGGCGCUGAAUCGGAUGAGUAAAUGGCUGGUUGCUGGUUCCUUUGCUUUUGCAGCUCUUUGGAAGCAUGAUGCUGAGAUUAUGUGGGCUUUGAUGGGUGCGGUUGUGAACACGGUACUUUCAUCAAUUCUUAAGCAGAUGUUCAACCAUGAAAGGCCGGCACCAGCUUUGCGAUCUGAUCCUGGGAUGCCAUCAUCCCAUGCUCAAUCCAUUUUCUAUGCUGCGACGUUUCUAGUUCUUUCAUUGUUCUACUCGCUUGGGACAAAUUAUCUGGCAAUGAUUAUUGGAGCUGCAACUAUAGCAUCAGCCUCCUAUCUAUCGUGGUUACGGGUGUCGCAGGGCCUCCACACACUGAAUCAGAUCAUUGUGGGCGCUACUGUAGGAUCUGCCUUCGGCGCUCUGUGGUUGCUGCUCUGGCAUUUGCAUGUGCAGGAAGCGUUCGCUUCCUCAUUAUGGGUGCAAAUUACAGUCAUCCUUGGUUCAGUAGCGUUUUGCAUUGGCUUCAUCAUCUACAUCAUUCACCACUGGCUCAAGGUUGAAUAGUGGUACAUCUACAGUAGAUUGAUGGACACUGAAGUCUACCAGUCCGAGUAGGUUUUCUCUGAAUUUUCUGGAAAUCGCUCACAGAAGGGAGCUGGUUCAAAGCCUGCUGAACAGAACGCAGAGCAAUUCUGCUUCACUAGCAAUUUUGCCUUACUACAUACUCAACAUCAUUGGUCAUGGGUGGAUCUAGUUUGGGGCCACGAGGGCCCACGGCCAGGGCCCCUACAAACAAUUUACAAGACCUCUUUUACCAGUUCAUAUGAAUGUUGUAUGAUCAAUUUAGAUCAGCUCAACAGUACUCCAACAAGUAACACGUCAUUUUGAUUUAGAUCUGGUGAAUUUUGAAACGUGUGUAGAGUAGACUUUAUUUUCAAAACCUAAAGAAUCUUGCUUAUAUGAGAAGAGAUUAUGGUUCAGAAACCCAAAUAAUAUUGCUGAUCCUUC
Brachypodium distachyon (stiff brome) is the source of this 1375-nucleotide messenger RNA. Its product is annotated as lipid phosphate phosphatase epsilon 2, chloroplastic. Lineage: Eukaryota; Viridiplantae; Streptophyta; Magnoliopsida; Poales; Poaceae. Gene Ontology annotation, biological process: protein N-linked glycosylation; lipid biosynthetic process. Gene Ontology annotation, cellular component: intracellular membrane-bounded organelle; endoplasmic reticulum membrane. Bases 122 to 931 code for a protein of 269 amino acids. Gene Ontology annotation, molecular function: dolichyldiphosphatase activity. The transcript is spliced from 4 exons. The record is from RefSeq and is a predicted model, not a curated record.